AUGGAUUCAGGAUUAAACACUAGUCAGAGUACUGAAUCUGAAGAUGCUGCUGAUAAUAACCACAUAAUUGCAGAGCCCGAGCCCGAGAAGCCUGAUCAAGAGGAGAUAUCGCGAAAAAGAAAAAGUGGCAGCCUUGAAACUCAGGAGUCUAAUCAGCCUUACCAAAAGAAGCCGAGGAAGAAGAGCUCUCGUUGCUGGGCAUAUUUGGACCAGGUUGAGGAAAAGAAUCAGAGGUUUGUAAUUUGUAAACUCUGCAAAUCGAAGAUGAAAUUAGGGAGUUCGGGCUGCACAACAACAUUAAACAGGCACGUUGAUAAAUGUAAGAGGACACAUGGACAGACAAGUCAAGCAACACUUCAGUUUCAACCGAGCGAUUCUGUCUCAUCAGAGGUAACACUUGGUAAUUUCAAAUAUGAUCAUGCUGAAAUGAGAAAAGUCAUUUCUCAUUAUAUUUUAGUAAAUGAAUUACCAUUUAGGCAUGUUGAAACCUUUAUGUUUGACAAGGUAAUGAGAACAGCUACGCCUUUUUGGCAGAAAAUCAGUAGGCAUGUUGUUAAAAAGGAUUGUGUUAGUACUUAUGAAAUUGAGAAAAAUAAAUUAAGAGAAAUGUUGAAAUCUGUUAGGAAAAUUAAUAUCACAACUGAUAUGUGGACUUCCUCACAUCAGAAAAUUGGUUAUAUGGUUGUCACGGGUCAUUGGAUAGAUUCUGACUGGAAGCUUAACAUGAGGGUCCUGAAUUUUUGUAAUGUCCCUCCCCCACAUAGUGGAUUUGUAAUUUCAGAAGCUUUGCUCAAAUGUUUUAAUGAAUGGGGAAUAAUUGAUAAAAUUGGGACAUUAACCGUAGACAAUGCUGCUGCAAAUGAUGUUGCGUUAAGAUGCCUAAAACAGACUUUUAGUGCUAGAAGGUCAUUAUCAAUUGAUGGAAAAAUGUUUCAUGCGCGUUGCUGUGCACACAUAUUGAACUUGUGUGUGCAGGAUGGGUUAGACCCAACACAGGAAAUAGUUGAUCAGGUAAGGGAUGGGGUUAAAUAUAUAGCAGCCUCGGAAAGUCGUAGAAUUAAGUUUGCUGAAAUAUCCAUGUCACUAGGCUUGAAGUGUAAAAAACUGAUUUUGGAUGUAUCAACUCGUUGGAACUCGACAUAUAAUAUGUUGUCAUGUGCAAUUGAGUUCAAAAAUGUAUUUCUUAUAUAUAGCACAGCUGAUCAGGGGUUUAGGGAUUAUGUUCCAAGUGCAGAUGAUUGGGAUAGAGUUGCUGGUGUGUGCUCCUUUCUUGAGGUGUUUUCCGAUGUCACGAAAGUUGUCUCUGGAACGGAGUAUUCGACUUCAAAUUUGUUUUUAUCAGAAAUAAGGAGAGUCAAGCAAAUAAUAGACAAAAAGGCAGUUGAUCAUAAUCUGCAUAUUCGAGAGAUGGCGCGAAAAAUGGAACUGAAAUUUGAGAAAUAUUGGGGGGAAACUAAUUUGGUAAUGUUGAUUGGUGCCGUCAUGGAUCCACGGUUUAAAAUGAAACUUCCGGCCUUUUGUUUUCCUACGCUUUAUCCAAUUGCAAGUGAUGCUGAAAAAAAUUUGUCUUAUUUAGCAAAUGCCUUAAAUGAUUUGUAUUUAGAAUAUUGCAGGGAAGACAAAGAAGCUAAUAAAGAGAGGUAUGAAUCAAGUGAAAUGUCUUCUUGUGAUGCAAAUUCUAUGUAUGAACAACGGGAAACACCCAAAGGCUUAAAUGAUUACGAGAGUUUUAUUCGGGAAAGUGGAGGUAUAAUUGAGCCCACAAAGUCAGAAUUGGAGGAGUACUUAAGUGAACAAAUUGUGGCUCCAAGUUCAAAGUUCGAUGUUAUAGCUUGGUGGAAAGGGAACUCUGCAAAGUAUCCUAUUUUGUCAAAAAUGGCAUCUGAUGUGUUAAGCAUUCCCAUUAGCAGUGUCGCUUCAGAGUCGACCUUUAGUGCUGGAAGUAGGGUAAUUGAACCGCACCGCUCCUGUUUGAAACCUGAAACCGUAGAAAUGUUGCUGUGCGGAGCAGAUUGGGUGCGUGAAUUGUAUGGACUGAAAAAAUCUAAAGAGGAGGACAAGGAAAUUGUGAUACAUUUGGACAAGGUAAUCUUCUCAAUUUUAUCCCAUAUUAAUUCAAGUUGUUUAGUACUGGAAGUCUGCCAUGUGUUCGUCUCCCAGCUAAAACAGGUUUUUGAGCCACUGCAGAUUGCAUAG
Daucus carota subsp. sativus is the source of this 2196-nucleotide messenger RNA. Its product is annotated as zinc finger BED domain-containing protein RICESLEEPER 2-like. Gene Ontology annotation, molecular function: DNA binding; protein dimerization activity. Lineage: Eukaryota; Viridiplantae; Streptophyta; Magnoliopsida; Apiales; Apiaceae. The record is from RefSeq and is a predicted model, not a curated record. Bases 1 to 2196 code for a protein of 731 amino acids. The transcript has 3 exons.